AUGCCUCCGGCCUGGGCCCUCCUGCUGCUCGCGGGCCUGGGCGGGGGCCGGGGCUGCCUGCAGUGUGACCCCGCGGUGCAGCAGACCCUGCGCCAGCUGCGCCGGGACCUCGUCCCCAGCCGCUUCGGCCGCGGGCAGCUGCGGGCGCGCGCCCAGGCCCUGCUGCUGGGCAUGGAGGGGCCGUUCUUCAGGGACUACGCCGCCGGCGUGUCCGGGGGCGCGAUCGAGGUGGAUCACCUGGACCCUGUGGCGAUCUUUGCGCAGAAUCAGAUAAACAAGCUGAGGGCUGACUCCCUGAGAGAUAGGCCUCUGCUGCAAGAGCUGGUGACUCUUAGGAGGAAGGUGACCAAGAAACUCAAGACAGGUUUAAGGUCGUAUGAACUAAAAGCCUGUGAUCAGAAAACCUGCCACACGCUAACAGAAGAGGUUCUGGACUGUGUACAUUGCCGGAAGACCAGCCCCAGAUGCAUGAAGAAGGAUGACUGUUUCGUCGACAGGCAGCCCCGCACGGCCCUGCAGUACGGCUCUGGGCGUGGACGCCCCUGGAACCAGGUCCCACUGGGCAUCGUCGUUUCCCUGUGCCUGGCUGUCUUUGCCUUCGGGGUCAUCGUGGCUUCGGCUGUUACCUACAGGCAUAACCGGAAGCUCCUGCUGCAGUAG
Molecule: messenger RNA, 660 nt
Organism: Pipistrellus nathusii (Nathusius's pipistrelle)
Lineage: Eukaryota; Metazoa; Chordata; Mammalia; Chiroptera; Vespertilionidae
Source: the annotation of a GenBank genome assembly